GGCCGGCCCGAGGGAGAAGCGCCGCGACCCGGCGCCGAGGUGACCUGGGCCCGGAGCGCGGACCCUGGCUCUGAGAGCGACCCCGGACCGAGCGCGGACCCCAGCCCCGAUACCGGCCCUGAGCGCGGCCUCGCCGGUCCUGGCUGCCGGGCCGCGGGCAUGGACGGCGCCCGUUCACCCUAGAUGGACGACGAUGGCGGCCGCCGAGAAGCCCCCGGCGCACUGAUGGAGGCCGGGCGCGGUGCGGGGCCCGCGGGCAUGGCGGAGCCCGCGGCGGUGCCGCGGGCGCGGGCGGCGCGGCCCGGGCCCCAGCGUUUCCUGCGGCGCAGCGUGGUGGAGUCGGACCAGGAGGAGCCGCCGGGCCUGGAGGCUGCCGAGGCCCCGGGCGCGCAGCCCCCGCAGCCGCUGCAGCGCAGGGUGCUGCUGCUCUGCAAGACGCGCCGCCUCAUCGCUGAGCGCGCCCGCGGCCGCCCGGCUGCCCCCGCUCCUGCCGCGCCUGCAGCGCCGCCGGGCGCCCUUGCCGACCCGGUCCCCGAGCCUGCUGGCACGCAGGAGCCUGGCCCAGACCCCGCGCCCACGCCGGUCCCGGACGGUGGCCCUAGCGAGGAGGAGGCGGAAGCUGCGAAGAAGGAGGACGCUGGGGCGCCCGAGGCGAGGCCUGAGCUCGGGCGCACACACCGGGAGGAGCCCGAGGAGGAGGAGGACGACGAGGAUGACCUCAAGGCCGUGGCUACCUCCCUGGAUGGCCGCUUCCUCAAGUUCGACAUUGAGCUUGGCCGAGGCUCCUUCAAGACGGUCUACAAGGGGCUGGACACUGAGACCUGGGUGGAGGUAGCCUGGUGUGAGCUGCAGGACCGGAAGCUCACCAAGCUGGAGAGGCAGCGAUUCAAGGAGGAGGCCGAGAUGCUGAAGGGCCUGCAGCACCCCAACAUCGUGCGCUUUUAUGACUUCUGGGAGUCCAGCGCCAAGGGGAAGCGGUGCAUCGUGCUGGUGACGGAACUGAUGACCUCAGGGACACUGAAGACGUACCUGAAGCGGUUCAAGGUGAUGAAGCCCAAGGUCCUGCGCAGCUGGUGCCGGCAGAUCCUGAAGGGCCUACUGUUCCUGCACACCAGGACGCCCCCCAUCAUCCACCGGGACCUCAAGUGUGACAAUAUCUUUAUCACCGGGCCCACAGGAUCCGUGAAGAUUGGUGACUUGGGCCUGGCCACCCUCAAGAGAGCAUCAUUUGCCAAGAGUGUGAUAGGUACCCCUGAAUUCAUGGCACCAGAGAUGUACGAGGAGCACUAUGAUGAGUCCGUGGACGUUUACGCCUUUGGGAUGUGUAUGCUGGAGAUGGCUACCUCGGAGUACCCCUACUCAGAGUGCCAGAACGCUGCCCAGAUCUACAGGAAGGUCACCUGUGGCAUCAAGCCGGCCAGCUUUGAGAAAGUGCAUGAUCCUGAAAUCAAGGAGAUUAUUGGGGAGUGUAUCUGCAAGAACAAGGAGGAAAGGUAUGAGAUCAAGGACCUGCUCAGCCAUGCCUUCUUUGCGGAGGACACAGGUGUGAGAGUGGAGCUGGCCGAGGAGGACCACGGCAGGAAGUCCACCAUAGCCCUGCGGCUCUGGGUCGAGGACCCCAAGAAACUGAAGGGCAAGCCCAAGGACAACGGGGCCAUCGAAUUCACCUUCGACCUGGAGAGGGAGACACCGGAUGAUGUGGCACAGGAAAUGAUUGAGUCAGGAUUCUUCCAUGAGAGUGAUGUGAAGAUCGUGGCCAAGUCCAUCCGUGACCGCGUGGCAUUGAUCCAGUGGCGGCGGAAGAGGAUCUGGCCAGCGCUGCAGCCUCAGGAGCAGCGGGACCCCGGCAGCCCUGACAAAGCCAAGGGCCCCCCUACGCCACUGCAGGUCCAGGUGACCUACCACUCACAGGCCGGGCCACCAGAGCCUGAGGAGCCCGAGGCCGACCAGCACCUGCUCACUCCAGCGCUGCCGGCCAGCGCCACCUCCCUGGCCUCGGACAGCACGUUCGACAGUGGCCAGGGCUCCACAGUGUAUUCGGACUCGCAGAGCAGCCAGCAGAGCGUUGUGCUGGGCUCGCUGGUGGAUGGAGCACCACCCCCCGCCCAGUGUGUGUGCAGCCCCCCUGUGAGCAUGAGUGAUGGGCCUGUCCUGCCACACAGCCUGCCCUCACUGGGGACCUACCAGCAGUCUGCUGUGCCUGGCCUGUCAGGGGGCUCCAUCCUGCCCCCCACCCACCCUCCGCUCCCACAGCAGCAUUUCCCAGAGCCGGCCAUAACCUUCACUCCUGUACUGCCGCCACCCAGUGCCCCUGUGCCAACAGGCCCAGGCCAGCCCACACCCCCCACCCACCAGCCUCCUCUGCUGGCCCAGCCGGUACCCCUGCCACAGGUCCUGGCCCCACAGCCUGUGGGUGCUCUCCAGCCAAUGCCCCCGCACGUGCCGCCAUACCUGGCCCCAACGUCCCAGGUGGUAGCCCCUGCUCAGCUGAAGCCCCUCCAGAUGCCACCGGCGCCCCUGCAGCCACUUGCUCAAGUCCCUCCACAGAUGCCUCCGCUUCCGGUCGUCCCCCCCAUCGCCCCCUUGGCCACUGUCGACAGCCUCCCUGCAGCCCUCCCUGACCUGCCGGCCACCACAGGGCCUGCUGUGCCUCCCCCGUCUCAGUAUUUCUCCCCAGCUGUCAUCUUGCCGAGCCUUCCACUCAACGCCACCACUGCUCCACUGUCCUCAUCACCAGCCCUGCCUCUGCAGGCAGUCAAGCUGCCCCACCCAGCUGGGCCACCACUGGCCGUGCCAUGCCGGACCAUCGUGCCAAAUGUGGCGGCCACUGCCACCGCCAUCCCUCUUCUGGCUGUGGCCCCACAAGGCGUGGCCGCCCUGUCCAUCCACCCUGCUGUGGCUCAGCUCCCAGCUCAGCCUGUGUACCCGGCAGCCUUUCCACAGAUGGUGCCCAGUGAGGUCCCACCUUCUCCCCUCCACACAGUGCAGACUGUGCGGGCUGCCCCCCAGCAGCCGGCAGCCCCCAUGCUGUCACAACCCCACCAGCCACAGCCAAGUGUUGCCCGCCUUCCAGAGCAGACUGCUCCGGCUGCCAGUGCUGGGAGCCAGAUCCUGCUUGGCCACCCGCCUCCAUACGCCGUGGACAUCACCACCCAGGUCCCCACGGUGCCCGCACCUGCUGCCGUUCUUUCCCCACCUCUGCCAGAAGCGCUGCCGCCUGCUGCCCCCGAGCUCCUGCCUCAGCUCCCUGGCUCCCUGGCCCCCACAGUGGUGGCGGCUGCUCAGAGCUUGUCUGUCCAGACUACUGCGCUCCUGCCGCCUGCUAACUUGCCGCUGCCCAGCGGGCCUGGGGUCACUGGCCCCUGCCCAGCCGUUCAGCUGACGGUGGAGCCGGCCCCGGAGGAGCAGGCCUCACAGGACAAGCAGCCCAGCCUCCCUCAGAGCUGUGAGAGCUACGGAGGUUCCGACGUCCCUUCUGGAAGAGAAAUGAGUGACAGCUGUGAAGGUGCAUUUGGUGGGGGGAAGCUGGAAGGCAAGGCUGCCCGGAAACAUCACCGCAGGUCCACGCGUGCACGCUCCCGCCAGGAGCGAGCCAGCCGACCCCGGCUGACCAUUCUGAAUGUGUGCAACACGGGUGACAAGAUGGUGGAGUGUCAGCUGGAGACGCACAACCACAAGAUGGUGACGUUCAAGUUCGACCUGGAUGGGGAUGCACCUGAUGAGAUUGCUACCUACAUGGUAGAGCACGACUUCAUCCUGCAGGCCGAGCGGGAGACCUUCAUCGAGCAGAUGAAGGACGUCAUGGACAAGGCAGAGGACAUGCUCAGUGAGGACACGGAUGGCGACCGUGGCUCCGACCCAGGGGUGAGCCCGCCGCACCUCGGCACCUGUGGCCUGGGUGCCGGGGAGGAGAGUCGCCAAUCCCAAGCAAAUGCUCCUGUAUAUCAGCAAAAUGUCCUGCACACUGGGAAGAGGUGGUUUAUCAUCUGUCCGGUGGCUGAGCACCCAACAACAGAGGCUCCUGAGUCUUCGCCCCCACUUCCUCUGAGCCAACCAAGCCAAGACCCAGCGCCCUGUGCAGAGCCGCUGUCCUCAAAGGAAAAACCCAGCUUCCUGGCUGGUCCGCAGCUUCUGAGCCAAGCAGGCCCCAGGGACCCUCCUGGCGGUGCACCAGCUCCUUUGGUGCCAUCCUCCCCUCCUGUGACUGCUGUGCCCCAAGAUGUGGCCCUACCAGCCACCAGUCCUAAGCCAGAGCCAGCAACAGCGGCUGCCAUGCAGGCUGGGGGCCCAGGGACCCCUCAGGGGCCGGCCAGUGAGCAUAAGCACCCCCGGCCAUUAGUGGAAACUCAAGAUGCCCAGCUUGCUGCUCAGCCCCCUGGCAUGGUGCCAGAGCCUUGUGCCCCACCUCCAGAGGCCCCCCUCCACCCGCCAGGUCUUAGGGAUUCCACCUCAGCCAGAGAGUCCAGCACCAGGGGGGAGCCAUUGUUGGCAUCAGCUUCUGCAUCUGGUGCCCCUUGCGGGGCCCCUCAGCCCACCCUGGGCCAGCCCCUUCCCCCACUCCCCCCUGUGGUGGGGGCCAUCAGCCUGGCCACCCCUCAGCUCCCCAGCCCCCCAAUGGCACCCACUGCCCCACCUCAGCCCCCCUCGGCCUUGGAGUCAGAUGGGGAAGGGCCACCCCCAAGGGUGGGCUUCGUGGACAGCACCAUCAAGAGCCUGGAUGAGAAGCUGCGAACUCUGCUCUACCAAGAGCAUGUGCCCACUUCCUCAGCCUCGGCUGGGACCCCUGUAGAAGUGGGUGACCGAGACUUCACCCUGGAGCCCCCUAAAGGGGACCGGCCCUGCACAGAGGCCUCCGGGGGCGACCUGGCCCAGCUGCCCCAGCAUGCCAUGGAAAUGUCCGAAGUGACCCCUGGAUUAGGGACCACCUUGGAGCAGGCUGUGGCCUUGCCAGUGACAGCAGAAUCAUCUUUGAGCUACACGCUGGGCUGUGAGGGAGGACAGGUGGCCCCAGAUUUGCCCACAGCACCCAGCGCUCCUCAGGAUGCCCCUGCUCCUACCAUCCCUGCGCCUCCGGAGCCCACAGACCAGCCUGGCAGGGUCCCUGGGGAAACCUUGGCCAAGUCCACACAGAGCUGCCUGGGGACGUCGACUGAGGCUAGCCAGGACAGCCACCCCCAGACACAUGGCGCUCAGGUCUCGGGGUCUGCUCAGAAGUGGCCAGGGCAGCAUGACGGCAGUUCACCAGCCAAAACUGUGGGCCGGUUCUCGGUGGUCAGCACCCAGGAUGAGUGGACUCUGGCCUCCCCCAGUAGCCUGCGGUACUCAGCCCCACCUGAUGUGUACCUGGACGAGGCCCCCCACAGCCCAGACAUGAAGCUGGCUGUGCGGCGGGCGCAGACAGCCUCCUCCAUCGAGGUUGGCAUGGGCGAGCCCAUGUCCAGUGACUCUGGAGAUGAGUGCCCGCACCGAAGGCCCCCUGUCCAGAAGCACGCCUCCCUGCCAGGCAGCAGUGGGGGUGUGGCCAGUGACUUUGUGAAGAAGGCCACCGCCUUCCUGCAUAGGUCCUCUCGGGCUGACUCCCCAGGCCUGGAGACACCCAGCAGGACAGGCGUGAAGGUCCCCACCAUCAGUGUGACCUCCUUCCACUCCCAGUCAUCCUACAUCAGCAGUGACAACGACUCCGAGAUUGAGGAUGCCGACAUCAGGAAGGAGCUGCAGAGUCUGCGAGAGAAGCACCUGAAGGAGAUCUCCGAGCUACAGAGUCAGCAGAAGCAGGAGAUCGAGGCCCUGUACCGCCGCCUUGGCAAGCCGCUGCCCCCCAACCUGGGCCUCUUCCACACGGCACCCCCUGUCGGCCGCCGGAGGAAGACCAGCAAGGGCAAGCUGAAGGCGGGGAAGCUGCUGAACCCCCUGGUGCAGCAGCUCAAGGUCGUGGCCUCCAGCACAGGUCACUUGUCAGACUGCAGCAGAGCCCCUCCUGCUAAGGACCCUGCCCACGCUGGGACAGGGCCCACAGCAGCUUCAGACCCAUGUGGGAAGGCAGUUCAGACUCAGCAGCCCUGCUCCGUGCGGGCCUCCCUGUCUGCAGACAUCUGCUCCGGCUUGGCCAGUGACGGAGGCGGAGCGCAUGGCCCAGGCUGGACAGUGCACCACCCAACGUCUGAGAGAGUGACCUAUAAGUCUAGUAGCAAACCUCGCGCUCGAUUCCUCAGUGGACCCGUGUCUGUGUCCAUCUGGUCUGCCUUGAAGCGUCUCUGUCUAGGCAAAGAGCACAGCAGUCGGUCCUCCACCAGCAGCCUGGUCCCAGGCCCUGAGCCGGGCCCCCAGCCUGCCCUGCACAUCCAGGCACAGGUGAACAACAGUAACAACAAGAAGGGCACCUUCACAGACGACCUGCACAAGCUGGUGGACGAGUGGACAAGCAAGACGGUGGGACCCACUCAGCUGAAGCCGUCACUCAACCAGCUGAAGCAGACGCAGAAGCUGCAGGAGAUGGAGGCCAUGGCAGGCCGGCCCCCAGCUCCUGGCGAGGCACGGGCUAUGAACACGCCUCGAACAGCAGUGGGGACGCCGUGUCUGGCCCCGGCACCCAGCCCUCUACCCACCGUGGUCAUUCCUGGAGCUGCCCCAGCCCUGCCUGUGCCCAUGCCAGAUUCUGAAAGUGAGAAGCCCGACUGAGCCCAGGCAGGCUGCCAGACCCAGACGCCAGGCCUCCUGUCAUCUCACGCAGAGAAGGCGAACCCACGCCUCGUGUCCAGUUCACCAUGUUUUGUAACCACUUUCUAAGCAUUUUUUAUUCACAAUUGGAAACACAAAUGUAAGCAAGAAUAAAAAAUAUUUUGGGGGAAA
Messenger RNA from Phacochoerus africanus (Common warthog), 6849 nucleotides. RefSeq names its product WNK lysine deficient protein kinase 2 (gene WNK2). Lineage: Eukaryota; Metazoa; Chordata; Mammalia; Artiodactyla; Suidae. The transcript is spliced from 30 exons. Bases 184 to 6678 code for a protein of 2164 amino acids. Gene Ontology annotation, cellular component: cytosol; cytoplasm. The record is from RefSeq and is a predicted model, not a curated record. Gene Ontology annotation, molecular function: ATP binding; potassium channel inhibitor activity; protein serine/threonine kinase activity. Gene Ontology annotation, biological process: positive regulation of potassium ion import across plasma membrane; intracellular signal transduction; positive regulation of sodium ion transmembrane transporter activity.